AUUGUUCUCAUUCUGCGCCCGUCUCGCGGCGACGACGGACGCGUCUCUGCUUCUUUCCUUAACACCGACGGCACUCCGGCUUUUAUCUUAUUAUCAUGUCUAUAUCUUCCAUCCCGGAGCGCACGCGUUCUCCUGUGAAGAGCAGGGACUCGCCGACACGGCCGUCGUCGCGCACGUCCAUACGCUCAGGACGCGGAAGUCCCUCGACAGCCUUGUCUUUUGAUGAUCCAAUUUCCAUCCGGAAUCAGGUCUCGACACUCAAGCACUCCAUACGACACCAAACGGCGCAGCUCCACAACCUAGAGAACAUGCUACAGUCGCAGCCCCGCAUACCAUCCUUAUCCCUCGGCGACGAUCACUCCCCCACGUCGCCAGUGACGCCCAAGCUCAAUAAGCGGUCAAGUUACGACGUCCUGCAAGGCAUCGCGGGCCCGGACUCCAGCUUGCCGCUGCCGCGGCGUCUCGACGAUAACAGCAUACAAGAGGGUAUCCCCACCACUUCGUCGAAUAACCGACGGACGUCCAGCCCGACGCGCACCCUCAGUCGCAUACCCGUUUCAUCUGUGGGCAAUGCCCGUGCUCUAACGGAUGACGGCAUCGCAGUGCCUCCGAGGUCGCCGAACACGGCGUCCUCCUCCAAGCCACUCCCUGACGGGGAUGCGCAGUCAUCAUCCACUUCACACCUCCCACCUCCGAGUCCGAGCCGGAGGAUAUCCAUGACUCCCGGUGGGACGACAAAGGUGCUCGCUGAUUUGCAGACCGGUGUUAUCAACGCCCGGAAUGCACUGGAGAACACGAAGGCCCAGCUACGAUUGUCACAGCGGAGUGUGGCUCAACUGACACGCCAAGUCGAAGACCUCAGGGAGGGUCGGGAACGGCUACGACUAGAAAAUGAGGGCCUCAACAACGUAGUCGCUCGGAAGGAGCGCUUGCUACAAGAGGUCCUGGAGCGCGCUCGGAAGGCAGAAGCCGAGGUCACCACGCUCAAAGCACAGCUCAAGACGGAGACGACGACCAACAAGAAGGCCGUGCGCGAGAUGGAAACAGCCCUCGCCGAGUCGACCGCCUUGUCCUCAAAAUCCGAACGCGAGUACAUCACACUACGGGACAGCAUCAAGAGCAUGACCGAGUCGUGGAAAACGGACACGGACCGCCUACGCGAAGAGAUCAAGCGUCGCGAGGAGAAGUGGAAGGUCGAGGAGCAGAGUAUGGGCAAGAAGUACCGCCUCUUGGUUGAAGAGGUUCAGGCCGCGGAGACCGCGCGGUUGCAGUCGGUCGACCUUCGCGAAGAGAACACGCGCAUCGGCAAGGAGCUCGAGGAAGCAUGGGCGGAGGAAAUCAGUGCAAUGCGUACUGCCAUGGAGAAGAGCAACAAAGACAGCGAAGAGGCGAAUGCAACAGCGAAGUGCCUGGCCGCCGAACUUGCACGUUUGCGUCGUCUCAUGCGGACCGCUGGUCGAGCAGAAUCAGAAGCGACACCAUCAUGA
Messenger RNA from Schizophyllum commune H4-8, 1487 nucleotides. RefSeq lists its product as uncharacterized. The transcript has 5 exons. NCBI's taxonomy places the organism in Eukaryota, Fungi, Basidiomycota, Agaricomycetes, Agaricales, Schizophyllaceae. The record is from RefSeq and is a predicted model, not a curated record. The coding region runs from base 96 to 1487 and encodes 463 amino acids.